AAAAUAAAGACACAUUUCCGCUUCCGCUCGUAUGCUGAUGUGAAGUGGAUUCGAUUCAUUUGGAUCAUGAUCGGAAUUCAUAGCUGUUCGUGACGUCACCGUUCAGUUCAAAGUCCUAAGAGACUUUCUACAGAAACAUCGGUGACAGGUGUGAAGUGAUGCUUUACUGCAGCACACGUGGAGGUGUUCAGGGUUGGAGUUUUAGAGAUGUGCUCUUCUCUGGAUACGCUCCAGAUGGAGGAAUGUUCAUGCCAGAGACGAUCCCGUUAUUGUCUCCUGAAACGCUGAGAUCAUGGAGACAUCUGUCCUAUCAGCAGCUCAUGUGUGAGAUCUGCUCCCUCUUCAUACCUCAACAUGAAAUCCCAUCACAUCAUCUGAAGGAUCUGAUUUCACAGGCGCUGUGUAAGUUCUCUAUAGCAGAAACAGUACGGAUAGUUUCACUGAAAGACUCUCUGUCCAUCCUGGAGUUAUUUCAUGGAGAAACUCUGGCAUUCAAAGACCUGGCCAUGUCCUGUACCGCACAGUUCCUUAAAUAUUUCCUGCACAAAGAGAAGAAGCGGGCAACGAUACUUGUAGGUACGUCCGGCGAUACGGGCGGCUCGGCCAUCAGAAGCAUCUUUGGUUUCAGUGAUGUGGACAUCGUGGUUGUGUUUCCCCGUGGACGCAUCACCAAAGUUCAGGAGAGACAGAUGACAACCAGCAUCGCAGAUAAUAUUCAUGUGUUUGCAGCGGACGGGACGUCUGAUGACAUUGACGUUCCACUGAGGAAACUCUUUGCGGAUCCAGAUUUAGUGAAGCGUUACGGUCUUAUGAGUCUCAACUCUGUGAACUGGGCCCGGAUUCUGCUGCAGUUACCUCAUUUCCUGUUUGCAUACCUGCAGCUCUGCACUCUGCAGCCGGACGCAGACGCACUGCCUGAGCUGGAGGUCCUGGUGCCCACUGGAGGAGCUGGAAAUAUUACAGCUGGAUGUAUCUUGAAGAAGAUGGGCGUUCCUCUUCGACUCGUUGCCAUGGUAAACUCCAAUGAUAUCCUUCACCGUACGGUCCAGAGUGGAGAUUUCUCUAUGGCGAGUGAUGUUAAGCAAACUCUGGCUCCUGCCAUUGACAUUCAGGACCCUUAUAACAUGGAGAGAGUCUUCUGGCUUCUGUCUGCUGGAGAUACUGAGAUGGUUCGAUGUGUAAUGGAGGAGUUUCAGAAGAUCCAUAGAGUCGCUCUUCCUCUGACACUUCAUAAGCAGGUGUGUGAAGUGUUGUCAUCAGGUUCUGUGUCUGAUGAAGGAAUUCUUUACAGCAUGAGGAGAUGUUGGCAGGAGAAUCACUAUCUCAUCUGUCCUCACACCGCUGUGGCUGUUUGGUAUCAUUAUAGCCGAGCCGUCACGGCAGGAGUUAACAGAUGUUGCAUAGCGACAGCAUCACCAGCCAAGUUUCAGGAGGCGGUGCAUCGGGCCGGUUUGACCCUUGACCUCCCUGAAGAGCUGCUUGCAUUAGAGACAAUGAAGACUCGAUAUAAACCUCUGGAAAAAUCUGACGACUGGGAGACCAAACUGAGACAACACAUAGAGCUCAUCGGCUCAGUGAGAGACCGUGGAGAAACAUUUUACCCAAAAUAGACAAAAGAUUGACAAUCAUGAAGGGAUGACUUUGAAGUGUUUCAAUUAAACUUUUAAAAUGUUUUUAUACUUGAACAAUUCAGAGUUAUUUUAAAUUGUGAAUAAACUAUAAGUAUGUUUA
Molecule: messenger RNA, 1731 nt
Organism: Misgurnus anguillicaudatus (oriental weatherfish)
Lineage: Eukaryota; Metazoa; Chordata; Actinopteri; Cypriniformes; Cobitidae
Gene: thnsl2
Product: threonine synthase-like 2
Biological process (GO): dephosphorylation; 2-oxobutyrate biosynthetic process
Molecular function (GO): pyridoxal phosphate binding
Source: RefSeq, a predicted model, not a curated record